AUGGGCAAAGUUGUGUGGAUUCUCAUCGGAAAGGCGUUACAACGUAGAUCAAGCACGACCACAAGAAGAAAGAUACGUCUCAUAUCGUUUGUGCAGGUGUUUGAGUCAUUUGCUUCUUGGAUUUGGUGUUCUGGAUGUACCGGUAAAUUAGGAGGUCGUUUCGGAGAUGUUGAUUGGCAUUGUUCCUUGUUACAUGUACAGUCCCGUCAGCAAGGGCAAUAUCAUUGUAUAUGGCGUUUGUUGUUCAGUUGUAUCAGUGGAUAA
Molecule: messenger RNA, 264 nt
Organism: Cylicocyclus nassatus
Lineage: Eukaryota; Metazoa; Nematoda; Chromadorea; Rhabditida; Strongylidae
Source: the annotation of a GenBank genome assembly